ACUACGUUCUGGAAGCACUCUGUUUCUGAUCAGUUUCUCAUUUGCUCUCUCUCUUUGCCUCUUGGAUACCAAAACCAGCAAACCUUCAAACCCUUCAGCAGCAUCUCGCAUCGCAAUCCAUCAAUGGCGGCCAAGCUCUCUCUGUUCCUCCUUUCUCUCUUCCUUCUGAGUCCACUCUUUAACGCCGCCGCAUUGGCUGCCGAGGAGCGGACUCAGGCGAUCGCCUCCAACUCGGUCCUCAUCGCACUCCUCGACUCCCGCUACACCGAGCUCGUCGAGAAGGCGUCGUUGCUGCAAGCUCUGGAGGGAGCUCUGAGCCAUCACAGAAUAGCCAUUUUUGCUCCCGGGAACGAAGCGCUCGAGCGCGAGCUGGACCCCGAGUUCAGGCGGUUCCUACUGGAGCCUCGGAAUCUCGGCUCCCUGCAAACCCUACUGCUCCACCACGUCGUGCCGUUGAAAAUUGGGGCCGAGAACUGGCCGGCCUCGGUCGAGGUGGUUAACUCGGUUACCGAGUCAACUCAGCACCCCUCGCUCGCUGGUGAACCGCUCGAGUUACGGGGAUUGAAGGUGGUCUCCGUGAACGAUAUCGUCAGGGAGGACGGCGUUAUCCACGGGAUCGACCGCCCGUUAAUCCCAAAGUCCGUACAGCAGGAUUUCAACCAGCGGCGGAGCUUAGUGGCGAUCUCCGCCGUCAGACCUGAGGGGGCUCCGGCGGUGGAUCCGCGCCCUCAACGACGGGAGAAACCGGCACCGCUGUCGCCCGCUCUCCAGAUUUACGAAACCAUGGCUUCGGCACCGUCGUCGGCGCCGGCGUCCGCUUCGGGACCGGGAGGACCGCGCCACCACUUAGACGGCGAGGGCCAGGUGAAGGACUUCAUCCAGACGCUCCUCCGUUACGGCGGCUAUAACGAAAUGGCCGACAUUCUGGUGAACCUGACGAACCUCGCCGGCGAGAUGAGCAAGCUGGUUUCCGAAGGCUAUGUUCUCACCGUUCUGGCCCCCAACGACGAAGCUAUGGCGAAACUGACCCCCGACAAGCUGGGAGAACCAGGCUCGCCCGAGCAGAUCAUAUACUACCACAUCAUCCCUGAGUACCAGACGGAAGAGAGCAUGUACAAUGCUGUUCGCCGGUUCGGGAGAGUCCGGUACGACACGCUCCUAUUAUCCCACAAUGUGGUGGCGCAGGAGGCCGAUGGCUCAGUCAAGUUUGGCGACAGUGACGGCUCCGCGUACUUGUUCGACCCAGACAUAUACGUUGAUGGGCAUAUUUCGGUUCAGGGGAUCGACGGUGUGUUGUUCCCGCCGGAGGAAAGCAAGCGGAAGACGACGGAGACUAGAACUGCCGGCCAUGUUAAAGUUGUGGCCAAGCCUAGAAGAGGAAAGCUGCUUGAAGCUGCAAGCAAGAUGCUUGGAGUGUUUGGUUAAAUUUCCAUGGUUCACACAUCAAAGGAGAAGUUCUUGAAGAGAAGAGGCAAGGCAAAUCAACAACAUACAAAUCCCAGUACAGUCAUAUGAUCACUCGUUCAAAACAGGGUUCCAGUUUUCCUUUUUUUCUUUUUUUGUUGCAAGCUAAAUUCCAGCCACGUGGACAAGGGCAGUGCCCUUAGUUAAGGACCACG
Molecule: messenger RNA, 1619 nt
Organism: Diospyros lotus (date-plum)
Lineage: Eukaryota; Viridiplantae; Streptophyta; Magnoliopsida; Ericales; Ebenaceae
Product: fasciclin-like arabinogalactan protein 17
Exons: 4
Coding region: 124-1425 (433 amino acids)
Source: RefSeq, a predicted model, not a curated record